CUGUACUUCAGUAGAGGUAGCACAGAAGGCUGCACACCUGGCUUAUAGCUGCACAGCAGACAUGGAGGAGCACAACCUUACAGUCAUACAGCUGCAGGAAUACGACUUUGAGAAAAGAUUCUAUGACCAAAAGGCCAUUACAUGGAUGCAGGAGAAUUGGAGCAAGUCCUUCUUCUUCUCACUGUUAUAUGCCGCACUGAUAUUUGGCGGCCAACGUGUGAUGAAAGAAAGGAAAGGGUUUGAACUGCGAAGGCCUCUAGUACUUUGGUCCCUGAUGCUUGCUGUGUUUAGUAUAAUUGGGGCAAUCCGUACUGGUUGGUACAUGAGUAAUACACUCCUCUCCAGUGGUUUCAAGGAGUCGGUAUGUGACAGUGGAUUUUACCGUGCACCUGUCAGCAAAUUCUGGGCAUAUGCCUUUGUCCUUAGCAAAGUCCCAGAGCUUGGUGACACUUUGUUCAUUGUACUACGCAAACAAAAGCUGAUCUUCCUUCACUGGUAUCAUCACAUUACAGUGCUGCUCUACACCUGGUACACCUAUAAGGACAUGGUAGCUGGAGGAGGAUGGUUUAUGACCAUGAACUAUACUGUCCAUGCCUUCAUGUACUCCUACUACACCCUGAGAGCCGCCAGGAUACGUGUGCCAAGGCCUUGUGCCAUGUUCAUCACCAUCACCCAGAUCUUGCAAAUGGUGAUGGGCACUUUUGUCAAUGUUCUAGUAUAUAAGUGGAGGCAGGAUGGGACAUGUUCAAGUACAGUGGAGAAUAUAUUCUGGUCAACUCUGAUGUAUUUAAGUUACCUGAUACUUUUCUGCAGCUUCUUUUAUAAGUCUUACUACAAACGCCAACCAAAAAGUAAGGAUGAUUAAUCAUACAUCGAUUACUAGCUUGCCAUCAUACAUUUCCCUAGAUAAAUGUGACCAGGGAUUGCAUUUUAUGUUAGUGACACUUUUUAAAUUCUUAAAUAUCUACUUGCCAGUAUUGCCAUUAGUGUGCAGUAAUCUAAACCACAUAUUCCUACUAGAUAAUUAACCGACAGACAAAUGAAAAUGUCACUUAUUGGAAAACUGGUUGCCAAGAUGACUAGUAGUCAACCUAGCCUGAAAACUGGAGGUGUCUGCAUUCUACUCUUGUUAACAUAUCCAAACAUGUGAAGGACUCCUACCAUGGUUUUAUAAUUAUUAGAUAUUAUUUAUAUGGUGCCACCAGCACAGGCUUAAAAAUCAAACAUUGAAAUAAUUAUACAACAAAAUGAUACACUUAUUAAGAGUAGCACUCAAAAAGUAACAAAUAAUAAAUACGGGCAAACGCGUUGGUGACAGCAGAAGCGGGCGGGAGAGAACACUACCAAGAGUCUGAAAUCUGAUGUCACCCAGCAGCCGCCGCAGAGGUCCCAAAGCUCUCCCGUAGAGACAUAGCGGUAUUGCAAAUACCGCCAAUGGGAAGAUAGGGUAAGACAGGGGGCCAGAUGCAUCAUCGCUUGGAAAGAGAUAAAA
This is a messenger RNA of Pseudophryne corroboree (corroboree frog), 1492 nucleotides long. It is a transcript of the gene ELOVL3, whose product is annotated as ELOVL fatty acid elongase 3. The record is from RefSeq and is a predicted model, not a curated record. Gene Ontology annotation, biological process: fatty acid elongation, polyunsaturated fatty acid; fatty acid elongation, monounsaturated fatty acid; very long-chain fatty acid biosynthetic process. The transcript has 4 exons. The coding region runs from base 62 to 865 and encodes 267 amino acids. NCBI's taxonomy places the organism in Eukaryota, Metazoa, Chordata, Amphibia, Anura, Myobatrachidae. Gene Ontology annotation, cellular component: endoplasmic reticulum membrane. Gene Ontology annotation, molecular function: fatty acid elongase activity.